AUGGUUAUUCCACCUCCGGUAAGGCCUCCAAGGAUUACAAAUUUUCUCAAACCCUAUGUUUUGAAGAUGCAUUUCACCAACAAAUAUGUCACUGCUCAAGUGAUCCACACUCCAACCGCCACCGUAGCUUCUUCCGCGAGCUCGCAGGAGAAAGUUUUAAGAUCAACCUUGGAAACUACUCGGGAUGUUGCUGCAGCUGCGAAGAUCGGGAAGCUACUUGCGGAGCGGCUUUCACUUAAGAACAUUCCUGCUAUUUCUGUUCACUUCAAGAGAGAACAGCGGUAUCACGGAAAGGUAAAAGCUGUUAUUGAUUCUCUAAGGGAUGCUGGUGUUAAGCUGCUUUGA
Molecule: messenger RNA, 345 nt
Organism: Lathyrus sativus (Indian pea)
Lineage: Eukaryota; Viridiplantae; Streptophyta; Magnoliopsida; Fabales; Fabaceae
Source: the annotation of a GenBank genome assembly